CUUUACAGUACAUGACCUACUUAAACUUCAUACCAAAUACACGCCGUUACUGGGCGAGUUUUCAGAAGUCUAGCGGUCUUUCCAGAAUGGAUGUUUUAGCAGUUCCCCAAAAGAGAGAAGAGGGCUGGUACUUGUCUCUUAUGGCACCGAACACAAAGGGUCCAAAGUUUGCAUGGCUUGAUCCAUCAAGACUCUAUUGCAAUUCACAGGCACUGACAGAUUGUGUACAAGAUCUUCUCAAACCAUUCAAGAAUGAGACCAUUGACCUGGUGGCUGGAAUAGAUGCCAUGGGCUUCAUCCUCGGGUCAGCUGUGGCCAUAUCUUUAGGAAAGGGUUUUCUGGCCAUUCGAAAAGCAGGACACUUAUGUGUUCAAACUCUCACUCAGGACUACAGCGACUAUUCUGGACGAGAUAAACUCAUGGAAGUGCGUGUCGAUGUGUUAAAGCCAGGUCUGCGGGUUCUUAUAGUAGACCAGUGGAUUGAGACCGGAGGAACUAUGAAAGCAGCUAUCAAACUGGUGGAAAGUCAAGGAGCUACAGUUGUAGGCAUUGCUGCUGUGGCCAUUGAAAACAGUGAGGGAGGAAAGUGGCUAAAGGAAAACUAUAAAUAUUCCCACUGCAUUUCAAACAAGCUGCAAUCUCAGAUAGACAGUCAAUACCUGGAGUCUUUUAAAAACUUUAGUAGUUAAAUAUCACAAAAUGCAGGUUGUAACAUACAUUAUUGUAUGUUAAGAGGUAGGCAUCUUGUGAAGACUAAUCUUUCCUAGAUUAAAUGUUAAACUGCAUCGGUCAUAAGUAGUCUGACGUCUGUUGUUGUUACACUAAAAUAGCACUAGAGGUCACUAUCAGAUUGUAAAACAGAUUUUGAGCUUAGUACAAACUUUAAAAAGGUAAAAUACUAAUGAUGCACUUCAUGUCAAUUAAAGAUUGAAUCAAAAUAUUAUCAGUAUUAAAAUCAGUAUUUAAUAAAACAAUAUUAAAUGGCUCAUAUAAGGAAAAACAUUUUAUUUAGAAUAAAAUGUCAAUCACAGAAAACAAUGUAAGCUCUAAUACCUAAUACAGCAAGAAUUUAUAUCAAAGAACUUCUAUCAAAAAGGUUCUAUAUAACUUCAAGCAAAAUGACUUUUUAAUAUAUAAAAA
Messenger RNA from Labeo rohita (rohu), 1140 nucleotides. RefSeq lists its product as uncharacterized. Lineage: Eukaryota; Metazoa; Chordata; Actinopteri; Cypriniformes; Cyprinidae. Gene Ontology annotation, molecular function: adenine phosphoribosyltransferase activity. Bases 12 to 689 code for a protein of 225 amino acids. The record is from RefSeq and is a predicted model, not a curated record. The transcript has 5 exons.